AUGACCCCAAGCGACCCAGGAGACACCGGCCCAAGCACUCCAGGUCCAGGCCCAACAACCCCAGGUGUCGCGUCUCCCACCUGGGAGGUAACCCUAUCCCGCGGCGCGGUCGUCAUCUCCGCCGUCGGGGCAGCCACCACCACCGGCCACCCAGGGCUCCCCACCCCAGGCAGGGCCCUGCGCCUGCGGCCGCCGCCUCCGCCUCUGCCCUAUCCCUCCCCGUCUCCAAAGCACGGGAAGCGCGACUGCGGCACAGAUGAGAAUCUCGAGCCUCUUCCUCCCGGUGCGAAUGUCAUCCUACUACAGCAGAGAAGCGAACCCCCGAGGUCCGCCGCCCGCUAG
This is a messenger RNA of Lolium perenne, 342 nucleotides long. NCBI's taxonomy places the organism in Eukaryota, Viridiplantae, Streptophyta, Magnoliopsida, Poales, Poaceae. The record is from RefSeq and is a predicted model, not a curated record.